AUGACAGUACAUAAACUUAUUAUCUUAAGACACGGAGAAUCGCAAUGGAACCACGAGAACAAAUUUUGUGGGUGGAUAGAUAUUCCAUUAUCAGAUAAGGGUAAAACAGAAGCCGUUUAUGCUGGCGAAUUAAUUAAACAACAUAAUCUUGAUCCAGACAUCUUAUUCACAUCCAAAUUAAAAAGAUCAAUUGAAACCGGGUUGAGUAUAUUGGAAGUUUUACAUAAACCUUGGAUAGAUCAUAUUAAAACUUGGAGAUUGAAUGAACGUCAUUAUGGGAAAUAUCAAGGAAGAGAUAAACAUGAAGUUUUCCUUGAAUUGGGUAAAGAUAAAGAAAAAUUCCAAUAUAUCAGAAGAAAUUAUCAUGGAUUACCUCCAUUAGUUGAAAUUGGCCAAGAUGGAUCAAUUGAUGAAAGAUAUAACGAUAUUAUGAAUAAAGAAAUAUUACCACGUGGAGAAUCAUUGCUGAUGGUUAUGGAAAGAUUGAUUCCAUUUUUCAAAUAUGAAAUCUUGGAUAAUGAGAUGAUUCAAAAGAAUAAAACCGUUUUAAUUGUGACACAUGGAUCAAUUGUCAGAAGUUUAAUCAAAUAUCUUAACCAUGUAAGUGACGAUGACAUUUCCAAGAUUAAUGUACCUACAGGAAUCCCAUUGGUAUUUGAAUUGAAUGAUAGGGGAGAAUUGAUCAAACCAUAUUAUUAUCUAGAUAAAGAAAAGGCAGAAAAAGGAAUUGCAAAAGUUAAAAUGGAAGGUCUUGAAACAAACAGACCCCAGGAGGGUAAAUUAUAA
Molecule: messenger RNA, 786 nt
Organism: Candida tropicalis MYA-3404
Lineage: Eukaryota; Fungi; Ascomycota; Pichiomycetes; Serinales; Debaryomycetaceae
Gene: GPM2
Product: Gpm2p
Exons: 1
Coding region: 1-786 (261 amino acids)
Biological process (GO): glycolytic process
Molecular function (GO): intramolecular phosphotransferase activity
Source: RefSeq, a predicted model, not a curated record